Kickxella alabastrina is the source of this 579-nucleotide messenger RNA. RefSeq lists its product as uncharacterized. The coding region runs from base 1 to 579 and encodes 192 amino acids. NCBI's taxonomy places the organism in Eukaryota, Fungi, Kickxellomycota, Kickxellomycetes, Kickxellales, Kickxellaceae. The transcript has 3 exons. The record is from RefSeq and is a predicted model, not a curated record.
AUGACGCUGACACCAACAUCCUCCGUGGCAGUCCUCGGUUUGGCCAAUAUGCGGUACGAGCAAGAGCCACCGGGCGUACCCUCUAACGCUGGGUUUCCCCCACAGCCGCAGUAUUCCACACAAAGUAUCACUUCCCACAGCGCGAUAAAUAACAGCAACUCGCCGGUGACUCCCGCCAUUGGAUUGGCAAUCCCAACGGUUUAUACUACGACACUGGAUCGCCAAGGUUUAGCCAGCAGCAGCGGCAGCAGCAGAGGUCGGGGUUUACCGACGCAUCGAGAUGCGGCAGCAGAACAAAGUGGCCAGCAGUCUCUGAACGGAUUAGCGAAUCACCCGAUUGGCCGUUACUUGAGCUUGCUGGAGCUGCAGCAGCAUGGGCGGCUGCAGGGUAAUGGUGAAGUGGGCGCGAGGUCGCCGCUGGGCUUGCCGCUGGGAGCUGUGCCGUCGGCGCUUCCAGCGUAUCUCAACUCAAAAGUGCCGAUUUCAACCAUCGCCACGACACCCGCUGUCUUUGUCAGUGCCAGUUUUGCAGACCAAACUCGUCUGCUAUUGGUGGCUAUUGGUGACUUUUACCAGUAA